GACGGCCGCGGUGACGUGCUGUGGUGGCGGCGGGUGGACGGCGGCGCGUGAGGCGCGUGAUAUCCCGCGUCUUGGGAGCAGUGUCCCGGCCCCCAGCCACUCCCCGCCGCCGCCAUGUCUGGCCGUUCGGUCCGGGCCGAGACCCGUAGCAGGGCCAAAGAUGACAUCAAGAAGGUGAUGGCGGCCAUCGAGAAAGUGCGGAAAUGGGAGAAGAAGUGGGUGACUGUGGGGGACACAUCGCUGAGGAUAUUCAAGUGGGUGCCUGUGACAGAUAGCAAGGAGAAAGAAAAGUCAAAAUCAAACAGCUCAGCUGCCCGGGAACCCAAUGGCUUUCCCUCUGAUGCCUCAGCCAACUCCUCCCUCCUUCUUGAAUUCCAGGAUGAGAACAGCAACCAGAGUUCCGUGUCAGAUGUCUAUCAACUCAAGGUGGACAGCAGCACCAACUCCAGCCCCAGCCCUCAGCAGAGCGAGUCCCUGAGCCCAACACACACGGCAGACUUCCGUACUGAUGACUCCCAGCCACCCACCCUGGGCCAGGAGAUGUUGGAGGAGCCAUCACUGCCUGCUUCUGAAGUUGCAGAUGAGCCUCCCACACUCACAAAGGAAGAACCGGUUCCACUAGAGACACAGACCACUGAGGAAGAGGAGGACUCAGGUGCCCCGCCCUUGAAGCGAUUCUGUGUGGACCAAGCUGCAGUGCCCCAGACCACGUCGGAAAGCUAGCACCGUCCGGCCCCUCGCCUCCUGGCCCCUGCCUCUAUUUAUUGCAUUCUGGUCUGGCCGAGCUCUGAUGCUGGGGUCCGGGCAAGCACUAGGGUCCAGAGCCUGUGCAUGGGAGCCCUCUGGGCUAGAAGGCUGACGGAGGGCGUGGGGUCGUCGCAUCAUCUUCCUGAUCCUGACACUUGUGUCUGCUUGCUCUUGGAGCAGAGGAGCACUCACAUCCUUUCUGCACCCCAUGUAGGCCAGAGCCUCAGGGUUCAUCUGUCACCUGCAGAACCACCGCAAGGAGCUGCUGGCGCCGCCCGCCAGGAGUAGAAAGGUGUGGAAGGCACCCUAGAGAAGAGUGCCUAGGAUUACUUGAAUUUGAAUGGAGACUGUAGAUUACAGACUUUGCCUCAGGGCCCGGCCCUGCAGGCUGCUGCUGGAAGAAGGACUGACUGGUGGAGACUUGGAGAACAGUGGGGGAGGCGCUCCCAGAGGG
Acomys russatus (golden spiny mouse) is the source of this 1201-nucleotide messenger RNA. It is a transcript of the gene Bcl7b, whose product is annotated as BAF chromatin remodeling complex subunit BCL7B. Lineage: Eukaryota; Metazoa; Chordata; Mammalia; Rodentia; Muridae. The transcript has 6 exons. Bases 115 to 723 code for a protein of 202 amino acids. The record is from RefSeq and is a predicted model, not a curated record.